AUGUUGAUAACGGUCAGAGAAGCCUUUUCUUCUUCUCCGCUUUGCUUCAGCAAUCCCCAUAGCCAUAGCUUCUCUUAUCUUACUUCCAAAGCCUCUCCAAGACUGAAAAGAUCAGUGUGCAAAGCCAGCUUCUCUGUUCAGAGAAAACCCAACACGAACAGCACUACAUCUUGGAAGCUUGGCGUUCUCUCCAACCGCACUGAAGCCCCAGUUUUUGAUCCUUUGGGCAUCAAUUCAGAUUGCAAUUCUGGUCUAAAUGCUACCUGGGAAAGUUUCCUAGGCCCAUUAUCACAAAAGUUAGAGAGUGCCUCAAGUUCAAAGAAGGAGAAACCUACUUCAGCUAGAGGAUUGGCAGCUGCAAUAGAGGAUAGUUCCAUUGAUUUUGGAGACUUCUUCAGAGGCCCAUUACCAGGAAAGUUUCUCAUGCUCUUGGCAUAUCUGGCCUUAUCUCGACUUGGAAUAUAUAUACCUCUUGGUGGGGUAAAUCGUGAGGCUUUUGUUGGAAAUUUGGACCAGAACAGUUUAUUGAGCACCUUGGAUUCAUUUUCUGGAGGAGGUAUUGGCAGACUGGGGAUAUGUUCACUGGGUAUUGUUCCAUUCAUCAAUGCUCAGAUUGUCUUCCAGCUUCUUGCACAAAUUUAUCCCAAGUUACAGGAUCUUCAGAAAAGAGAAGGUGAAGCAGGAAGAAAGAAAAUUCUGCGGUAUACUCAAUAUGCUUCAGUUGGUUUUGCCAUUGUCCAGGCAAUUGGCCAAGUGUUCUACCUUCGCCCAUAUGUCAAUGACUUCAGUACAGAGUGGGUUCUCUCUUCUGUUACCUUAUUGACGCUUGGCUCAGUAUUGACGACGUACAUUGGAGAACGGAUCUCAGACCUAAAACUUGGAAAUGGCACAUCUCUUUUGAUAUUCACAAGUAUUAUAUCAUACUUUCCAGCAUCUGUUGGUAGAACUGUAGCACAGGCAUUUCAGGAUGGUAACUAUGUUGGACUUGCUGCCAUAACUGUCUCCUUCUUUCUGUUGGUCCUUGGAAUUGUAUAUGUUCAGGAAGCAGAGAGGAAAAUUCCACUUAACUAUGCCUCAAGAUACAACAGCAGCAGAAGUGGAGGGCUUCAAAGAUCUGCUUACCUACCCUUUAAGUUCUGGAGUUAUGCCAAUAAUAUUUUCUACGUCAUCAUUACUCUUCCUGGUACUCUAGCACGCUUCACUGGUUUGGCUGCAUUGAAGAAUAGUGCAGUGGCUUUAAACCCAGGGGGUUCUCUCUAUCUCCCCACCAACAUCCUCUUAAUAGCCUUCUUCAACUACUACUACACUUUCCUACAGUUGGAUCCUGAUGAUGUGAGUGAACAGUUGAAGCGCCAAGGUGCAUCAAUUCCACUCGUACGACCGGGUAAAAGUACAGCUGCAUUUCUGAAGACGGUUCUAAGUCGAAUAUCAGUUCUUGGUUCAGCCUUUCUGGCAAUCCUAGCUGCUGGUCCUUCUGUGAUUGAACAAGUCACACACCUGACUGCAUUUCGGGGAUUCGCAGGCACAUCUGUUCUCAUUCUUGUUGGUUGCGCAACUGACACUGCGAGAAAAGUUCAAGCAGAGAUAAUAUCCCAAAAGUACAAGAACAUAGAGUUCUAUAACAUCGAUAAGUUUGGCCCAUAA
This is a messenger RNA of Prunus armeniaca (apricot), 1644 nucleotides long. The record is from the annotation of a GenBank genome assembly. Lineage: Eukaryota; Viridiplantae; Streptophyta; Magnoliopsida; Rosales; Rosaceae.